Diorhabda carinulata is the source of this 863-nucleotide messenger RNA. RefSeq lists its product as uncharacterized. The coding region runs from base 129 to 764 and encodes 211 amino acids. NCBI's taxonomy places the organism in Eukaryota, Metazoa, Arthropoda, Insecta, Coleoptera, Chrysomelidae. The record is from RefSeq and is a predicted model, not a curated record. The transcript has 2 exons.
AUUGAAUUGAAAUAAUCAAGUUUCGUGAUUAUUAUUUAAUCAAAAAAUGUGCUGUUUGAAUUGCAUAUAAAAAAGUAUAUUAUUUAGAUAGACUUCUAAUUGUUUGGUGGAAGAAAUUUGUAAGCAACAUGCUUACGCCUACAGCUAUUAUUUGUGCUUUUAUGGUCAUCUCAGUUUGUGCUCUUACUGAUAGAACACCUCCUCUUCGAGAAAAAAAGCGAGAUAAUCAGUAUUUGGAUAAUCUUCUUGGUAAUAAGGAUGCGGUAAUGAACUUUUUGGAUCAACAAGAUCCACCUAAAAAAAAUGAUGAACAUGAACAGAAGGAUAAUAAAAAGCAGCAAUACCAAAGUUAUAUGAAGCAGCAGGACCCGCCUGAAGAACAAUCUGGAUAUAUAGAUCAAUUUAAUCAAAAGUGGGACCAAUUAGUAAAAAAGUAUGGAUAUCAGCAGCUAAGUUAUAUUAAACAGUCCGAAGAUGAGUUACCAAGUUAUCUGAAGCGAAAAUAUUCACGAUCCCAGCCACACUCUUCACAUGAAAUUGCAUCUGGCUUUCGGCAUAUUUAUAAUCCAUGUAAAGAGAAUCUCUUCUAUCACUAUUGGACGCAUAAUAAUGAUCAAAAUCCAUGUUUUAGAAAAGUACGAUACAACCUAAAGCCUCAUUUUAUCCCAUUAUUAAAAGAUGAAAAACUACAAAGUUUACUAAGUUCGAAUCGAAAUCAGCGUGAUGAAAUUCAACAGAGCCCUCAGCAGAACCCUCUCAUCUAGUCGUUCUUUGCGUUAAUUUAAUUAAUGAAAAUAUGCAAAUUGUGGCACGAACCAUGAAUUAUGUCAAUAGAUGUGUAAAUAAAAAUAGAGCUUCCAAUA